Messenger RNA from Diversispora eburnea, 260 nucleotides. Lineage: Eukaryota; Fungi; Glomeromycota; Glomeromycetes; Diversisporales; Diversisporaceae. The record is from the annotation of a GenBank genome assembly.
CCUUGGCCGUGCUAUCAGCAAAUAUUAUCUCUAAGAUGUGGAACUUGAAGAAAGAAGGCAGAAGUGGAUCUGCGGACAUACGUUUUAAAAAAUUUUGUGCCGAGAUAAUAACAAAAUCUCAAGUAUCUGAUGAUACCAUCUUCUUGUCACUAAAAUAUGUACAAAGGUACAUCAAGAAUGGAAACAACAUUUACUUUGCCAACGAACAUCAACUCUUUACUAUUGCUCUUAUGUUGGCACACAAAUGGCACAACGAUGAA